Ruditapes philippinarum (Manila clam) is the source of this 685-nucleotide messenger RNA. RefSeq lists its product as uncharacterized. Bases 67 to 636 code for a protein of 189 amino acids. The transcript has 6 exons. The record is from RefSeq and is a predicted model, not a curated record. Lineage: Eukaryota; Metazoa; Mollusca; Bivalvia; Venerida; Veneridae.
CUUAUCUUUGAUAAUUGAGACGACAUAAAAAGGGUCAGUUAGUACCAUUUACAAAAUACUUUCAUUAUGUUCAGCAUUUUUGUAUUCUCCGCAAUUUUGUUGGUGACAGAGUGUGGGAAAAUUACCCUGUCACUGAACCAGGGUGUCUGUUUGUGUGUCAACGAACCGAACGUGGUCGCCGUGAAAGAUCCGGCGAAUUUGGCCUCCACUAUAGGAACUUUGGCAAAUGGCGCGUGCUUCACGUCAAGUGGUGGAAUUUACCAUAGUAACGGUGACACAUAUUAUGAACUGAAAGACGACAGUAAUGGACAGAUCGCGUGGGUGGACAGUUUUUAUUUGUCAAUAUCACCAGCAGACCAAUGUGCAAGUGCGCAUGCAACAAAACAAGCUCAUCAUAUCCCAAAUGGACAAGCAUUGGACUGUGUAACUUUUGGGGUUACCUACACACACGGACAGGAUUUUACAGUGCACGGGUUACAGUGCACGUGCGAUGAUGGGGCUGCUAUCUGCUCGUUCACAGGACACAACUGUUUUGUUGACGGCUUAGUAUACCAGCACGGGUCAGCGUUCUCAAUCAGUGGGCGUGGUUCAUGCACGUGCUCCCAGGGUAGCGUUCAGUGCAAUGUCGGAAAAUAAACGGAAUCUUCUAAUAAUUUAACCAUAUUAAAUACUUCAUUGUAAAAAA